Messenger RNA from Papaver somniferum (opium poppy), 2024 nucleotides. Its product is annotated as protein prenyltransferase alpha subunit repeat-containing protein 1-like. Gene Ontology annotation, molecular function: protein farnesyltransferase activity; CAAX-protein geranylgeranyltransferase activity. Gene Ontology annotation, cellular component: CAAX-protein geranylgeranyltransferase complex; cytoplasm; protein farnesyltransferase complex. Lineage: Eukaryota; Viridiplantae; Streptophyta; Magnoliopsida; Ranunculales; Papaveraceae. The transcript has 13 exons. Gene Ontology annotation, biological process: protein farnesylation; protein geranylgeranylation. The record is from RefSeq and is a predicted model, not a curated record. The coding region runs from base 548 to 1711 and encodes 387 amino acids.
UCAUCAAGCCAUGUUAACCCACAAAUGCAUACACCGAUAAUUGGGCAAAUAGAUGAUUAAAAAACUAAUACCGGACAAAUCUCGCGUGGCACGUAGGAUGAAAAGUUUAGUUAUUUCAGCCGUUCGAUUGAAUUGCUUUCUAGCUGCUUAUUAAACUUAAGCUUUGAAUAGGUGUGAAACCCAUUCGUUCAUAUCGUACAGAGCAAAAGCAACAGGGUCCAAGCAGAUUGAAGGUGCUGCCUCUGAGCUGUUCGAGGAAAUUCCCAACAGAGUUUUCGUUUUCACGGGGUGUGGCAUUUUGAUCAGGGCAUUUCCUCAACCCCUCAUGUUGCAAGCACUCGUCUAGUCUUCCAGAAUUCCAUCAAAAUCUCUCCUCUAGACUCCCUCUCUCACCAUCCCUAAACUCUGUUUCUCAAUCUCGCAAGACUCUUCAAAAUCCUUAGAUGUUCCUAAUGUCAGAAUCUCUAGACCCCUAAUUACAUUGAAAUCCUUUCAAAUCUUCCGCAAUCUAAUCCUGAUUGUUUCAAGAAGCUUUUGAUUCAUCGGAAUGGAAGAAACUAAAUUUCAAGAGAAGUUGAAAGAUUUGACCUUUGAAGGAAAUUCUUUCAAUAUUUUGAAGCAAUUGGAAGUUAUACUUCAGAGUGAUCCUUUAAUUGAUGAAGUAGGGUUUUUACAUCCAUCCCAAUUUGCAGCGCUAAAUGAAGAGACAUAUGGAUCUGCUAAUAAUGCGCAGAAUUCAGAGAAUGAGAUGUCCAGCGGCAACUCCAUUUUCUGGAAUAGAGAUCACAAGUUGGCCAUUUCAACUGAAGUGCUCUUUCCCUUGUAUGCUGCUGCUAAACAUGCUUUUGAGGCUGCAGCUACGCAAUAUAAGAUGCUAACUAACUUACCCACAAAUAGGGGUAAAUCAAUGGAUGAAACUGCAGCAGAUAGCUCUCAGUUUUCAGCAGACUUCCUUGAAAAUGAAGUAAUGAUGCAUAGCAAGGCUCUUUUGCUGCUAAGCUGUGACUCUGCCACUGCUUGGAAUUCAAGGAAGCUUGUCAUUUCCAAGAAGCAACAAUCAUCACCGUCGAUGGACGAACUUCUGUUUUCAUCCCUGAUUCUCUCUUAUGCUCCAAAAAGUGAAAAUGCUUGGAGCCAUAGGCGCUGGGUAGUGAAGACCAUUGCAGGGACACAUCCAAACAUGGAGAAGAUAGUUUAUAAGGAAUCUGAGCUUGUGGAGAAACUAGCAGAGAAAUCAAAAAUGAAUUAUCGUGCGUGGUAUCACCGUUGCUGGCUCGUUUCUUACUUGACAAGGAGUCAGGUGCUAGAAGAAUUGAUGAAAUCAAAAAAAUGGGCCGAGUUGCACGUUGCUGACAAUUGCUGUUUCCACUAUCGCGUACAACUAUUGCUUAAGUUGUUAGAGUCGAGCAUCUCAAAGCAUGGUCAAGAUGUAUCCAUGAAUUCCUACCCGGAACUUUGUCGAGUAUGGAAGGAGGAGUUAGACUGGGAUAAAAUGCUCAUAAAGCGAUAUGUAGGUAGAGAGGCUCUAUGGGGUUAUCGCAGGUUCCUCUCUCAGUGUUGGGUACAGCAUUUUGGUAUUGCUGCUCGAGAUGGUGCCGACCUUCACGGAGAUGAUUUCAACAUAAAAGAUGUGAUACAUAAUUUUAUGGCUGAUGAGAUCCAACUACUCCAGUCAUGCUUGACAAUCAGGGAUGACGACUUUGAAGACUGACACACACAGGCAGUUCUUGCUGCAGCUUACGUUCUCUGGUUAUCAAAGCAAAUUCCCCAUUCUGGAGGGGUGGAGUCACUGCAGAAGAUAAAAGAGAAGUUGGAGAUCUUAAAGCAUUGCUCAUUAAAUUAUGCCCUGAAAAGGCUCCACUUUGGAACGGCCUAAUUUACUGAAGACAACGAUAGAGAAUUUGAUGUACUAAUGUUUGAAUUUGUUGAAUGAAAUAGUCAAUUUACUGCAGAUUUGUUAUGACGGAUUUGGUGUCAUCCACAUCCGGUUCAUCUAAAUAAAUGACGGAUGUUAUAUUUUCUAA